Molecule: messenger RNA, 411 nt
Organism: Paramecium tetraurelia
Lineage: Eukaryota; Ciliophora; Oligohymenophorea; Peniculida; Parameciidae
Exons: 2
Source: RefSeq, a predicted model, not a curated record
AUGUUAAGCAAUCCUUAUAAUUAGGACUCAAAUUACUCGACAGUAGAAAUUAAGCAAGGAAUAAAAAGAAACGUGAAAGAAAUUUCUAACUAUGCUGAAAUCAAAGCAAGCAAAGAAUAAUUUAAAGCAAUUAAAAUUAAACAAAAAUCCUACAUAAAGUUAAAGCAACAAAACAGAGUUUGUGCAUUUCCAUGUUACAAUGACAACAUCAUAAUGCAUCAAAAGGGAGAGGAUCAACUACUUCGACCAAGAAAUCAGGAUGAUGAUAAUUAAUCUGAUGAUGAAAUAAUAUUUCAAUCUUUGAAAUUUACGUUAAAUGCCUUAGUAGAAGCUUUAUAAAUUGAAAAUAAGAGGAAGUAUUCGUUUCAAUAGUUCAUAUCAAAUGAUUUAAUAAAUUUGCUUAAUUAAUGA